Molecule: messenger RNA, 1104 nt
Organism: Hibiscus syriacus
Lineage: Eukaryota; Viridiplantae; Streptophyta; Magnoliopsida; Malvales; Malvaceae
Product: WD repeat domain-containing protein 83-like
Exons: 8
Coding region: 10-909 (299 amino acids)
Biological process (GO): mRNA splicing, via spliceosome
Cellular component (GO): catalytic step 2 spliceosome
Molecular function (GO): protein binding
Source: RefSeq, a predicted model, not a curated record
AAAACCAGAAUGAACUCGUCGGAGCUGCCAAGGAAAGAAACCAACGUGCUAAAAGGCCACGAUGGUGCAGUAUUAGCCGCGAGAUUCAACUACGACGGCAACUAUUGCCUGAGUUGCGGCAAGGAUCGCACCAUCCGACUUUGGAACCCUCACCGUGGCAUCCACAUCAUAACCUACAAAUCUCACUGCCGCGAAGUUCGCGACGUCCACGUCACCCCAGAUAACUCCAAGUUGUGUUCUUGCGGCGGAGACCGACAGAUUUUCUAUUGGGAUGUUUCCACCUGUCGGGUUAUUUGCAAGUUUCGCGGCCAUGAUGGCGAGGUGAAUGCGGUGAAGUUUAAUGAGAAUGCAUCGGUGGUAGUAUCUGCAGGUUAUGAUAGAUCAUUGCGUGCUUGGUACUGCAGGUCUCACAGCACUGGACCCAUACAGAUAAUUGACUCAUUUUUGGACACGGUUAUGUCUGUAUGUUUAACCAAGACUGAAAUUACUGGUGGAAGUGUUGAUGGAACUGUUCGAACAUUUGAUAUCCGUAUCGGUCGAGAAAUAUCGGAUGACUUAAGGCAACCUGUUAACUGUAUCUCAAAGUCAAACGACGGUAACUGUAUAUUAGCCAGUUGCUUGGAUUCAUGUAUACGAAUUUUAGACAGGUCCACGGGUGAACUAUUGCAAGAAUAUAAAGGACAUGCUUGCAAGUCCUACAAAAUGGAUUGCUUCCUAACCAACAGUGAUGCACAUGUAAUUGGUGGAUCUGAGGAUGGCUCAAUCUUCUUCUGGGAUCUGGUAGAUGCAUUUGUGGUUUCAAAAUUCCGAGCUCAUCCAUCAGUGGUGACAAGUGUGAGCUACCGUCCAAAAGAAAACUGUAUGAUAACCUCCUCUGUGGACGGCAGUGUUCGAGUUUGGAAAACAUGAGCUCAUGAACACAAUCAAGGUUUUACACUUAUUACUGCAUCCGAGUCGCAAGAACUCCGGAGAUCUGACAUCUGACAUUUAGCUGUAAAUUGGUGUUUAAUGAUGGAACUGCAUAUUGUUCAAAUAUUGAUACGGCAGUGCACAUGUUUGGGUGGUGAUUAUUCUGGUGGCCUUGAAUUCCAGACCAUAUCUUUG